Messenger RNA from Tuber aestivum (summer truffle), 2241 nucleotides. Lineage: Eukaryota; Fungi; Ascomycota; Pezizomycetes; Pezizales; Tuberaceae. The record is from the annotation of a GenBank genome assembly.
UUCUAUAAUAAUAUUUCCAGUAGUAACAUACUAUAAUAAUAAGAUACAAAGAAUUAUAUGUAGUAAGAUUCUUGAUACAGCCUAUUCUUCUAGGAGUAAGGACUAAGCUAAUAUUCUGAUAUCCUUAGUAGGCAUAACUGAGAAUUGUAUCAGCUAUUUGGGCUCAGUACAAAAUAUGAACAAAGGCCAAACCUGCCUUUUUUACUCCCAGAGCCCUAUGAUGUGUAGAUAGUACCCAUUCUUCUCUUGUUUUUCUCUUUUGAUGCUGCUAGCUAUUGGGAAUAGUACGGUGCAUGGUUGUGGUUGGGGUUUGGGGCUGUUGCUGUCGCUUCGGUUGCCAAAGUGACGAUCACUUUUGGCCAAGAACCAUACAUACAUACAAAUAUACCAGCAUCCAGUCCCUUACCUCCCGCCUUCCGGACAACAAAAAAGAAAAAUCUACUUACAAGGGCUCCUCUCGAAGUCACCAGAAUGUUUCGACCAACAGUUUUCUCCACUCCCCUCCUGCUUCUUCUGGUUUGCUGCUGCUGCAGUGCAAAUCUAUCUCAGGCUACGAGCACAGCGUCCUUCGAAUCCGCGGUUCCCGUUAGCCCUUCCGCAGCUUCUACCACCGGUACAUUGCUGGGGGCAGAUGGGAACAGCAGUAUCUCGGGAGGGAGCUCCUGUCCACUACGGUACCAUGACUGUGCGUUGAUCGGCGAACCGAAUGUUUGCUGCACCCUCGACCAAGUUUGUAUCAACGACGACUCGGGACUGCCAGCCUGCUGCCCAUUUCGCACGAAAUGUGUAGGAUCGGUGAACAGCAUCCCUUCCAGCGGCCCAACAAAUGCGGGCCUCGUGUUGGGACUCUAUGCCUUCCUCACAGCUGGAGUUGCAGCGAUAUACUUACGGUAGUCAAGGUCUACCCGCCGUGAUAGGUGUCCUUUCCGAAGGGGGAGCCGGCACGGAUAUCCGGAUAUAGUCAGCGAUUAUUUCAAACUAAUUUCCUUCUGUUCGAUCUUCAGCAUUGUACAUAUUGUUUGCACCUCACGCACACACUCCCCGAUAAUAAAUGCAACACAACUCUCCUUUGUUGCCUCGUUUAGGUGCAUUCUGCAGCCGGCCAAGGAUCAUUGCGUUCAAUCUUCUCAUGAACCGAUAUUUAUCAGGGGACCAAUCCUCUUUAUCUUUAAUCUUGGGAUCGCUCAAACACCUUUGGAAGCCUACCACCCCCCCACCCACGAACCCUCAAACUUCACCCCCUGACAUCACCCAUCUCAAAAGUAACCUUAGACCCAACCCUCCACCGAUUCAUCCCCCCCCAGAACCCCUAUUCCGAAGCAGCGCCUCUCGAUUAAGCUCCAUAUCGAGCACCCCACCCUGACACCUGACAACAGUAUGGCUUCGAUUCCUAAUACUCGAGAACGCCCGUCCACAGGCAAACGAGCAUAACCGCGCUCAUCAUCAAUGCCCCGCUCCUCUCUCCCUCCCCCCCUCCACCUGCGCAUCCAGAGUCGCGAGAACCGCAUCGCCCCGCUACGUCAUCAACAACUCUCUCUUCGCCUCCCCCGAAAAAAGGUCCAGCGAGCUCCCAACAGCCUGGCCCUGGCGACGCGAUAGAAUUCGACCCUGGGGAUGUCGAUAUCCACGUUCCUGACUCUACCCGAUAGCGUGGAUUGCAGCGGGCGGUUACUGUGGGAUCGCUUCCGACUAGCCUCCCCAGUAGGAGGGACCGCCCUUGAUGGAUCUCUGUGCGGCGGCUUGGGCUUGGUUUUCGGGGUCGUGUUGGGGGGUUAUGCUGUAGCGGUAGUUGCGGGUGGGUGGAUGCAAAGGGCGGGGACGGGGCAUGGGGAAAGAGAAAGGGCGGUGAGUUCCUGGUAUUAGUCGGCGGUGCAGUAUUUCCUUUCUUUCCUUUCCUUUUCCUUUUCCUUUUCUCUUCGUGAAGGGGAUUACGGGGGCGUUUGUGCUUUACGAUACAUAUAUAUGCUGCCUUUUUGUUUUGUUUCCCUUUCUCGUUGUGUUUAUGUGGGGGCAGCGGGAGUUGACGUCAGGUGUUCAUUGUUUUUCCAUUUUCAUGUGAGUGGGGGCUUGCUUUUAAUUAGGGGGGGAUUGUCGCUAGCGAGUAUAACACUUGUUCAGGGAUUUACACUGCGCAUAAGGACUGAUUUAUGUCGUGCAUGGCAUGUAAAUUAAUAUUCUAUUGCGAUGUGAAUAUAUAUCCUAGUAGUAUAUAUGAUCAUCUGGCAUCAUUCAGAUCCUUUC